Molecule: messenger RNA, 1124 nt
Organism: Styela clava
Lineage: Eukaryota; Metazoa; Chordata; Ascidiacea; Stolidobranchia; Styelidae
Source: RefSeq, a predicted model, not a curated record
AUGAAAGAAUUGAAGAUGUAAAGCAAGCUAUGAUGAAAGAUGAUGAAUCGAUGAAGUUACUGAGAUAUAUAAAACAUGGAUGGCCCGAGCAUAAGUUAUGCAAGUAUGAUGCGCCGUGCUCGUGAAACUGUCUUUUGGAUUGGUAUGUCCAAAGAAAUUGAGCAAAUUGCUAACAAUUGUUUUUCUUGUCAGCAGACGAAACCAAAUAAUCAGAAAGAACCAUUAUUGCAACACAACGAAGGAAGUGUUCCUUGGGAAAAAGUUGGAAUUGAUUUAUGUGAGUAUAAAGGGAAAAUUAUCUAAUCACGGUUGAUUAUUUUUCAAGUUUCUUUGAAGUUGAUGUGAUGACGACGACAACUACGAAUCAAAUCAUCAUAUGUCUGAAACGCCAUUUUGCUCGACAUGGUAUUCCAAAGAUGUUAAUCUCAGAUUGUGGGAGAAAUCUCAACUCGUCGGAAUUCGAGAAAUUCAUGAGAGAUUGGAGAAUUCAGCAUGUUACCUCUUCACCCGGACAUCAACAAGCGAAUGGAAAAGCUGAAUCGUCCGUGAAAAUUUUCAAGAAUAUGCUGAAAAGGACUGCCAACACGAAUGAAGAUCAAUUUCUAGCUCUUCUAGAAAUAAGAAAUACGCCGCGUCAAGAUUUGGACAGCAGUCCGUCAAAGAUGCUAUUUUGUCGAUCAACCAGAUCGAUUAUACCGACAGUUAUGAAACCAAACGAAAACUACGACUCGAAACGCCUGCGUCGAAAGCACAGCGUGAAGAAGAGUUAUGACAAAUCUACAAGACCAAUGCGAGAACUUGAGUUGGGCGAAGCUGUAUAUUUUCAACAUCCAGAACAGAAGGGAUGGAAUAGAGGAACUAUUAUGAAACGAAUUGCUACAUCUUACAUUGUCAAAUCGAAGAAUGGUGUUACAUACAGACGAAAUCGUGUUCAUAUCCGUCCUGAUGAAAGUUGUAAUAUCGAAAAAUAUGAACCAAGUGUUCCAUUCUUGUCUGACUAUAAGCCGAACAACCUCCCGGUUGCCAAUGACAAUUCUCGACCUCUGAUUUCGAAUGAUGUUCCAACCAGACCUCGUCGAAAUCGUAAACCUCCUAUUUGGAUGAAAGACUAUGUGACUCAGUAG